UGGCGACAUGGCCGCGGGUUGGUCGGUUCCCCGUGAGGGGCGGCCCUUCCCUCUGGGUUAUAGGAGAGCGAAGUGGGACAUCUGGGCCUUUCUCGCCAGCGCGGUCGAGGGGCGAGGAAGGGAAGGAGUCUGCAGCUGCCGGCGGGCUGGGCGGCCUCACUCCAGCCUCCCCCCAGGGAGAGGCAGGCCGGGCAGCCUCGUGGGCGGGAAGAGCCGGGCAGGAGAAAGGGCUGGAAGCCCCUGCCGUGCCCUGCCCUUGGAGUCCCCCCCCCCAGUGGGCAGGAGGGGGGAAGCUCCCCCCACGCAAGAGGGGGGCCCUGUAGAGGCCCGGCCUCGCCUCCCUCCUUCUCCUUCGCCUGCCGCCCCUUGUUCCUUAGAAGCCACUAAGAGUGCCUGCCCAGGCCCCGCUGCCUCCCCCACCCCACCCAUCAGCUAGAGCGGGGGGGGGGGCUUUGUGGGGAGAUGCCCUGGCAGGCCUGCAGUGGGUAGGCAGAGGGCAGCCUCUGGGCGGGGUGCCCUGCCAUGGAGCUGGGCUCUUGCUUCAAGAACUACGAGGACUUCCGCGAGUGCUUCAGCGCCUACAAGAAGGAGAACCAGCUGCAGUACGGCUUGAAGAACUGUGUCUCGGUCCGCUGCCACAACCACAGGAACGGGACCCGCGUUCGGGAGGAUGUCACGUUCAUGCAGGUGAAGUUUGGCUGUGUGCAGUCCAGAAAAUACUGCAAGAAGAGAAAACAGCAGCCAAACUUAUGCCCAGCAUAUUUUGUCCUACGGUAUAAUGAGGACUUGGACCGCCUGGUGAUCAGUGAGCUGAACAGCAACCAUGUCCAUGCAGAGUCCAAGGCUUCCUCUAUCAGCUCUGAUCCUCCUCCCAUGACCAGAGCAGCAGCUAAAAUGGCUGGCUAUAAAGUCAGCAGCAGCCCUCCAGCAAAGCUGCGCAGGGAAAAGUCUGAAGAAGAAGACAGCUCCUGGGAAGUGGACAACAGCGUGAUGGUUGAAGUGGACUGUAAUGAAAGUGUGAAGAUGGAAAUGAAUUCAGAUGACUCUCUACCUCCCCCUUCUCCUGAUCUCCCCCACAAGGAAUCCCAAAGCCCUCAGGUAGGGAAAGAGGACCCCUCCAACUCAGCUCUGGUUCGAGUUGCUGAAGCGAUGAAAAACUUCCUGCGCGUGGACAUGGGUUCUUUGGCCUCCAUUAGUGUAGGCAGCGACCAGGACCUAGAGAGGCUGAACUUCCAGACCAGCAAGAUGAAGAGCUUAUUUGUCAAGUUCCCUGAAAGCCUUUUGCUCCACCGGGUGCAGAGUGAGAGGGGCCACAUACUGUAUGCUUUUCUUGUGGAAAGCAAGGACCGUGUGGGGAAGUUGGUUCACUUUGCCAUCCUGAAGGAGGACACACAGGAGAAUGCAAGGAAAAUGCUCUCUGUCUUCAAAGAGUUCAACCCUGAGUGGCAGAAGGUCAAGGUGGUCUUUGUGGACAUGUCCUUCCUCCACCGGGCUAUUCUGCAGGAGCUUUUCCCUUCAGGACAGGUGCUCCUUUCUGUCUACCAUACUGUGCGGCUCCUGGAAAAGAAGCUGAAGGAGUCCCAUGCUUCUUUCUCCUUCAAGCAUAACUUAAAGUUGGCAUUGAAGGAAGCAGUUUUCUCCACCUCUAGUGCUAAUCUGGAUGUACUGUCUCAACAGGUGAAGCGCUUGGUAGACCAAGAGUUGUAUGAGUAUCUUCGGACUCACUGGUUCUCCUGUGAGAUGCUGUGGUACAUGCAUGCCAAGAAAGGUCUCCAUUCCUGCAGCACCUACAUUGACAGCUUGGAUCUCAUCACUCAGAAACUUUCUAACCUCUUUAGCACUCCACUGUCCCUGGAGAUGAGCAUCCUUCGCUUUGUGGAAUACGCAGACUGCUUCAACACCAAAGGCCUUGAGAACUUGAAUCAGGGUUUCUCCCGUUGGGAGGAGGACUGUCGCAGCAGCCUCAUGGAGGAGCUGAAAACACAGGCCCGUCUCCCCGUGAAGCGCAGUUCCAGUAUCGCCUCACAGCAGCUUCCGGCCAGAAAGGCCACAGAGGCUCCCAAGCAGUUUCCCCAACAUACGCCAGCCAAGCCUGUUGCCACCAUGCUGGCAGCCCUGCAAGCGACCUGCACUGACCUAGCUUACCAACUAUGCCUGAAUGAGUGGGACGUGGUGCAAAAGUCCACUCAGCUGAUGCGUUCCAGCAAGAACAAGACCGUGGUCCAGCUGCUGGAGGACACUCACCCGGUCAGCAAAGAUGGCAAGAGCUGCAGCUGUUACUUCCACGGCCGCUACCAGUUGCCUUGCCGGCACAUCCUGUCUGUGCUUCAGGCUACCCAGCAGGUAGUGGAAGAGUCCAUGGUUGGCAAACGGUGGCAGAAGAAGUACCAGCAUUUCUCAGGCUUGGGGGAGAAAGUUCCCGAGUACUUUGAUCAUGCCACAGAAACCCAGGGGGUGCUGGUGGCAGCGGCAGCGGCAACAGCAUCGGAAGAACAACGGGACAAAAUCCAGUCUCUCAGCAAGGAGCUUGGCAACCUCCUGCUGCAGAGUGAGGGGGAGGAACUGGAGGAGCGCACCUCUACCCUCAAGAUGAUUGUGAGCAUCUGGACUAAAUGUUGUGAGCUGCAGGAGGCGGAGGAGGAGGAAGUAGGGAAGCCCCUUCACGUCCGGAAUGUGGGGGAUCUCCCCUUCCUCUGGGUGAAGAAGGAAGAGGUGGAGGUGGCAGAACGAACUCCUGAGUCAUCUGUAGAAGACACCCAAACACCUUUGGUCUGACCUUGCCAUCUCCCAUAAGAGCAUAAGACAUUUUAGGUUUGGAGUCGUGAUGCCUAUGGCCAUGCUCCAGGCUUUCAAUAGUUCUUUUCUACUAAAGAAACUCAGGGUUGCUGCUAGCUUCUCAGCAAUAAAAUGGACUCUUCUGUUCUCCCAUCGAUCGCUGCUCUUUAAGAAGAUGAGCAGGCAAAUGGAGCCAUCGUGGCUUCCUCCUGUCCAGUAUGCAACAGAGCUCUCUCUUUCUCACAUGCACACAUGCUUGGUGCAGGCCAACAACAGGUGGGAUAUGAUGACCUUCAAUUUGGCAGUGUCCGGCUGCUAGCUUGACAAUCAAAGUUCUGUGUCAUACUGAGAGGCUUUAUUGACAAGAUUGUCUGUGUGAGGAGUUUAGUUGUGUAUUUCUUGCCAAAACUUGUCUGUUGCGCGUCAUGCAUAUGUGGAUUUCCUCUCUGCUCUCUUUCUUUGCCCCAUUAAGGAUCGGUCACUUGAGCAAACCUGUCUGGAAUGCGUGUUUGGUUGCUUCAGGUGGGGAGAAUCAGAGAGAGAUGCAUGCAUGCAAGGUUGUCUUCAGAUCUUGUUCAAUUGUGUUUCUACUACAGUGGUCCUGGGGCGGAGGCUGGGCCCCCACUUCACUAGAGCUGGCUGGGCUCCCACUUCACUUCAUCUGGUGGGGCGGGGGUGGAAAUGCAAUCUGGAGUUGGUGCUCUCUUGUUGGCUCUGAAGCCUCUGCUAGCAGUGGCUAGUUUUGCUGCUAUGUACUUAGUCCAAAUUCAUUGUCAGAAAUACAGAUUUGACUCUG
This is a messenger RNA of Hemicordylus capensis (graceful crag lizard), 3571 nucleotides long. It is a transcript of the gene ZSWIM3, whose product is annotated as zinc finger SWIM-type containing 3. The record is from RefSeq and is a predicted model, not a curated record. Lineage: Eukaryota; Metazoa; Chordata; Lepidosauria; Squamata; Cordylidae. Gene Ontology annotation, molecular function: zinc ion binding. The coding region runs from base 523 to 2775 and encodes 750 amino acids. The transcript has 2 exons.